This is a messenger RNA of Populus euphratica (Euphrates poplar), 3241 nucleotides long. RefSeq names its product armadillo repeat-containing kinesin-like protein 2. Gene Ontology annotation, biological process: microtubule-based movement; mitotic spindle assembly; spindle elongation. The record is from RefSeq and is a predicted model, not a curated record. Gene Ontology annotation, cellular component: spindle microtubule; mitotic spindle. Bases 257 to 2974 code for a protein of 905 amino acids. NCBI's taxonomy places the organism in Eukaryota, Viridiplantae, Streptophyta, Magnoliopsida, Malpighiales, Salicaceae. The transcript is spliced from 19 exons. Gene Ontology annotation, molecular function: microtubule binding; ATP binding; plus-end-directed microtubule motor activity.
GGAACCUGGUAAGACCAUCUCUGUCUUUUGCCAGGCUCAGACAAAAGCGGACCCCAUCUCCGUCAUUUCUUUUGUUUGAACUUCGAAUCCACCGAACCUCCGAAAUCCCACCUCCGCAACCGGACACCAACCCCUCCCUGUCUGUUACUCCUCUCCACUGCACCCAGCCCAGCCCGGAAGAACAACAUCAACAACAACGCCAACAGAUUGACGGAAAACAACCUAAGUAAUUUCAUAAAGAAUAAGCAACAAUAUCAUGGCAUCAUCCUGUAAUGGUGCUUUUCGAAAUGGCAGCAGCAGCGCUCAAAGGCCACUUAAACCUCUCACUGCUUCAAAUCUCAAAUCUACCUCGUUCAAAUCCAGAGUCCAUUCCUCCCACGCUCCUCCUCCUCCUUUCCGCCGCAGCUACCCUUCCAACUUCUCCGCCGCCGCUGACGGAGUACCGGGAAGAGUUAGAGUCGCAGUGAGACUGCGGCCACGAAAUGCCGAGGAGCUAGCAGCAGAUGCGGAUUUUGCUGAUUGCGUUGAGUUGCAGCCAGAGCUUAAGAGGUUGAAGCUUCGGAAAAACAAUUGGGACUCUGAUACGUAUGAGUUCGAUGAUGUGCUUACUGAAUUUGCGUCGCAGAAGCGAGUUUAUGAAGUCGUUGCUAAGCCUGUUGUUGAGAGUGUUCUAGAUGGUUACAAUGGGACAGUGAUGGCUUAUGGUCAGACUGGUACUGGGAAAACUUUCACUCUUGGACACCUGGGAGAUGAUGACACAGCUUCUCGUGGUAUCAUGGUUCGUGCAAUGGAGGAUGUUUUAGCAGAUAUAUCUCCAGAGACUGAUUCUGUCUCAGUGUCAUAUUUGCAGCUUUACAUGGAGGCCGUCCAAGACCUUCUUGUUCCAGCAAAUGAUAAUAUUUCCAUUGUGGAAGAUCCAAAAACUGGUGAUGUUUCACUACCUGGGGCAACUGUUGUACAAAUCAGGGACCAACAGAGUAUUGUGGAGCUGCUAAGAUUAGGGGAAGCUAAUAGAAUUGCUGCAAAUACAAAGUUGAAUACUGAAUCUUCUCGUAGUCAUGCUAUUCUGAUGGUUCAUGUUAAGAGGUCAUUUGCUGGACGAGAAGAUGCUCUUUCAAGUGAAAUUGACAAUGCACCUCACUUGGUCAAACCUUCAAAACUUAUUGUUCGGAAAAGCAAGCUGGUUUUGGUAGAUCUGGCAGGUUCAGAACGUGUUCACAAGUCAGGAAGUGAGGGACAUAUGCUGGAGGAAGCCAAGUCUAUUAAUCUCUCACUCAGCGCAUUAGGAAAGUGCAUAAAUGCACUGGCUGAGAAUAGUCCCCAUGUUCCGAUUCGUGAUUCAAAACUUACUAGGUUGCUUAAAGAUUCAUUUGGAGGCACAGCAAGAACUUCGUUAAUUGUGACCAUUGGCCCAUCACCACGCCAUCGGGGGGAGACUUCAAGUACUAUAUUGUUUGGACAAAGGGCAAUGAAGGUGGAGAACAUGUUGAAAAUAAAGGAAGAGUUUGAUUACAAAAGUCUAUCUAGAAAGCUUGAAAUACAAGUGGACAAGCUCAUUGCAGAAAAUGAAAGGCAGCAGAAAGCCUUUGACAGUGAAGUUGAAAGAAUAAAUCAAGAAGCACAAAAUCGAAUUGCUGAGGUGGAAAGGAACUUUGCAGAAGCGUUAGAGAAGGAGAGGCUAAAAUGUCAGAUGGAAUACAUGGAAUCUGUCAAGGAGCUAGAGGAAAAAUUGGUAGCAAAUCAGCGAAGGCAUGAUUGUGAUGGCUUCAUCAAUGGUAAUUGCAAUGGAGAGGAGCUGGGCUCUGUUUCUGAGGAAGUUUCCGAGCUCAGAAAGUUACUUCAAAAUGAAAUUCAGCUAAGAAAGGCAGCUGAAGAUGAGCUCAACAAACUUAAGAGUCAAUUUGAACAAUUUAUGCAGCCUGGGGCUGGUGGAGAUACAGAGAUUAUAAGGCUUCACAAGAUCUUAGAGGAUGAGGCUUGUAAGAAGAAGAGUCUGGAAGAAGAAGUUGCGAUCCUACAAAGUCAGUUAUUGCAAUUGACCUUUGAAGCUGGUCAGGCAAAAGAGAGUCUUGAAAGAAGUGGAUCUGCAAUUGGUUUCAAUGGUGUAGAUUCUCGCAUGUCACAAGCUAGGCACUUACAGUUCAAAGAGACUGUGAAUGGACAGAAGGCUCCAAUUGCCCCCCUUUAUGAACACGUUGGAUUGCAAAAAAUUUUGUCGCUGCUCGAAUCAGAAGAUGCCAAUGUACGAAUACAUGCCGUAAAAGUGGUGGCUAAUCUAGCUGCUGAAGAAGCAAAUCAAGAAAAGAUUGUUGAAUCUGGUGGUCUUACUUCCUUGCUGAUGCUUCUUAGAAGCUUUGAGGAUGAAACUAUUCGCAGAGUAGCUGCAGGUGCAAUCGCCAAUCUCGCAAUGAAUGAAGCUAAUCAAGAACUAAUCAUGGUUCAAGGGGGCAUUAGUUUGUUAUCUAUGACAGCAGCUGAUGCUGAGGAUCCUCAAACUCUACGCAUGGUUGCUGGAGCUAUUGCAAAUCUGUGUGGGAAUGAUAAGCUGCAAAUGAAGCUCAGGUCUGAAGGUGGUAUAAGGGCUUUGCUAGGAAUGGAGAGAUGUGGACAUCCUGAUGUUCUUUCCCAAGUUGCUCGUGGGAUUGCAAACUUUGCAAAAUGCGAGUCCCGAGCAUCUUCUCAAGGAUUAAAAAGUGGCAGAUCUCUUCUUAUAGAAGACGGCGCACUUCCAUGGAUUGUACAAAAUGCUAAUAAUGAAGCUGCACCAAUCAGGCGCCACAUUGAGCUCGCCCUAUGCCACCUAGCACAGCAAGAAGUAAAUGCAAAAGAAAUGAUCAGUGGAGGUGCACUUUGGGAGCUAGUUCGUAUCUCGCGAGAUUGUUCUCGAGAGGACAUAAGAACCCUUGCUCGUCGGACUUUGAAUUCAAGUUCCACCUUCAGGUCUGAAAUGCGGCGGUUACGGAUAGAGUGUUAGACCACGCAUUUAGUUUCUCAUAUCCAUUUCUGGGGGCCAAUCUGGUUAUUUGAUUGCUGUAUAGAUUGGUCAAGAUUCAUGCUUCCUUCUUUGUGCUUGAUCAGUUGGAAUCCACUCGCAAUUUUUGUGUAGAGAAGCGAGACCGGAGGAUUAUAAUAUUUAUUGUUGUGCUAGUGUGUUGAUAUUUGUUGCUGAAUGGCGGGAAAGGAAGGGAAGUGGUAGUUCCGAGAUAAGAAUAGAUUUGUAGCCAUUAUGAAAAAAAAAAAA